This is a messenger RNA of Temnothorax curvispinosus, 4630 nucleotides long. RefSeq lists its product as uncharacterized. Lineage: Eukaryota; Metazoa; Arthropoda; Insecta; Hymenoptera; Formicidae. The transcript is spliced from 2 exons. The record is from RefSeq and is a predicted model, not a curated record. Bases 240 to 1286 code for a protein of 348 amino acids.
UACGGGGAGACUCGGAACGUUCGGACGAGUUCUCCUUCUGUAUCUUCAGAUACGCUUUUCUGUACAAAGAUCUCGAAUAAACCUGAGUUCCUUAUUUUGAUAAACGAGUGUUCUCUUUCCCUCACGUGAGUCCGGAAGUGUGCGGCGCGAACGCGAGUGACCAGUAAUAGCGAAGCGCGGCGCAUCAUUUCGGCGGUUCGUCCGGGAUAGGACGAGCGAGAGCGGACAAGCGGAACUUGAUGGCAAGCACCGAACCAGCUCCCACGUUGAGAAAGAGAGCGCGGAUGGGGACCCCGAGGCCGAGAGGCCCACAGCUCGAGGCGGAGACGGAGAUUCAACGAGCCGGCCCGAGCGCCCCUCAGCUCUCAGCGGAGGCAGAGAUCGUACGGGCGAUGCUGCAAGAGAUGCGGCAGAUCCGCGAGGAGCACGCAGCGGCAGCGUUGAUGCGGCAGCGGGAUACGGAGCCUCAGCGUCAGGAACGCUCACAGCUAAGUCCUUCCGUAAAUAGAGCUCACGCAGAUUCGGGGUCGCGAGUCGCGGUAGUGAAUUGCGGAGGGGAAGAUCCACGUCGCGAAACAGAGUGGGGCCAGAAUAUUAAAUUAAAGCCUGACACAUAUGACGGGACAAUUCCAUUACGUGAAUUUUUCUCUCAGUUUGAACUGAUCGCUCGGGCAAAUGGGUGGAGUGACGCUUCGAAAACGAUUAUCCUAGCUUCUUGUUUAAGAGGAAAGGCGCGUUCCAUCCUUGAAAACGUACAGGAUUUAGAAAAUCUAGAUUAUGUGGAGCUGAAGUCGAAGCUCGAGUUACGUUUUGGUGAGGGGCUCCACUCGCAGAACUAUUAUUUGCUAUUUACCAAUAGAAAACAAAAGUUUGGGGAAGAUCUCGCCGAACUUGGUUCCGAUUUAGAGAGAUUAGCUCGAUUAGCGUACCCCGAAUGUCCCUUUCCGGUUCGCGAUAAAAUCGCUUGCUCCCAAUUUAUCUCUGCGCUUUCGAAUGGUUUCAUACGGAGAACCUUUCAGCUGGAAGGGGUUACCUCUCUCAAAUUUGCCAUAGAGAGAGCGAAAGUGGUCAAAAUCAUACAGGGAGAUAGCUUCGAAAAGAGAAAAAAACUUUAUAAUAAUAUUUUCGAAAGAAAGAACGGAAAGGAUGCGCGUAAAGAGAAUAAUGAGGAAAAGGAGGGGGAGAUGAAAAUAGUCGGAAAGGGAAACCGGCGAGGCGGCCAGUUUGGCGCCGGCCAGAAAAAAAGAAUGCUGGACUUGUGGGAAAACGGGGCAUUUCCGGUAUGAAUGUCCAGCAGGGGAGGGAAACGUGAAUUAGUCGAGCUCGGCGGGGAGGGUUCGACCCAUGCAAAAAAUGCCCCGGUUGUUGAACAUUUUAUUAGCUGUAAGUUAGAUAAGAAUAAGUUAGAUAAGAAAAAUUUUUAUUGCGAUGGCUUUCUGGACGGAAAACGUUGCUCAUUUAAAAUCGACACGGGCUCCGAUGUUUCAAUUGUAAGUAGUAGAUUGAUAGGGAAGAAUAAAGAAAGAAUUGUAUUAGCGGAUCAUAAUCUUAGAUAUCCGACGGGAGAAAAAGUCCCAUUUGAGUCUAAAGUCUUGGUAAAAAUUCAAAUCGGGAAAUAUUCUCUGGAGAUGCCCAUGUUUGUGGCAAAGAUUAGUGAGGAAUGUUUGUUGGGCGCAGAUUUUCUCGAGACGGUAAAUUUAAAAAACAUUUUCGAAUCUUCUCUGGGAAAUUCAGAAUUUAAAGAGGAGAAGAGGGUUUACGAUUGUUUUCGUGUAGUAAACUCUGCUGAAAAAGUACCUUCCUUUUUAAAAGAAUUCUAUGAGAGAGAUUCUGUAAAUAAAAUCUCUUAAUAAAACUCGGAGGGACGUUUUCUUUGCCUUUUUGAAUGAGCAUAGAGAAGUGUUUUCUGAUGAGAAUGUUGCAUUCCUGCCCCAUUGUAAUAUUGUUUACCAUAACAUAAAUGUGGAGAAUUCCUCCCCAAUUAAGCAGGUCCCUCGUCGCAUUCCAAUUCAAAUGCGAGAUGAAGUAAAUCAAAUAAUUGAGGAUAUGAGGAAGCGGGGAGUAAUUGAGGAAUCCCAGAGCCCUUGUGUCUCACCAGUCGUUCUGGUAAAAAAGAAGGACGGAACGAUAAGAUUUUGUGUGGACUAUAGAGAGAUAAAUGCUGUUACAAAAAAAGAUUCCUUUCCGCUCCCUAGAAUUGAUGACAUCUUCGAUCAACUCGCAGGGGACUCGAAGGGCAAUUGGCUCGUUGGCUGAAAAGACUCCAGCAAUACGAAUUCGAGAUUUUAUAUCGGAAAGGGCAGACCCACAAGAAUGCCGACGGAUUGUCUAGACGACAAUGUGAGAUGUCCGGUUGUGAGUACUGUGCCAGGGUGGAAAAGAAGAAUGCCGAAGGGCAAGUUAAGUCUGUCGCUCGCAUAGUUUUCGGAGGGGAAAGUUUUGAGAGCUGGAGUAGAGAUCAGGAAGAAGAUCCUGACGUCGCUAUCUUUCUUCGAGCCAGGGAGACGGGAGAGCGUCCUCCGCGCUCCGAGAUUAUCGCUAGGGGUGUUUCUGCCCGAAUUUAUUGGACUUAUUGAGACGCACUUAUCCUCAAAGAUGGAGUUCUUUAUAGGAGGUAGGAGGCUCCCAAUUUAAAGUCAAGCUUUCUUCAGCCUGUUGUUCCUCGGAAACGCGUGAAAGAAAUUCUGGAAGGAUCCCACGAUUCCUCUUCGGGCGGACAUUUCGGGGUAAACAAAACUUUAGAAAAGAUCCGGAAACGUUUCUAUUGGGCAACUUGCAAGCAAGAUGUCGAAAAUUGGUGCAAGUCUUGCGACAUCUGCGUAGUCAAGAAGGGCCCUGCAGGGAAGAAAAAGUCUCCUCUUCAAAUUUUUAACGUCGGGGAUCCGCUUGUAAGAGUACAAAUGGACAUUCUUGGUCCCCUCCCGACGACUUAUUUUGGGAAUAAAUAUCUCUUGGUUGUUGUAAAUUGUUUUACAAAAUGGUUGGAAGUUUUUCCACUUAAAAAUAUCAGGGCAAAGACUGUGGCGGAUGUUUUUGUUAGCCAGUUUGUUUUUAGGCACGGAGUUCCUGAGGAGGUCCACACGGAUCAGGGAAAGAACUUCGAAUCUAAACUCUUCGCUGAAUUAAUGGUUCUUCUCGGAAUAAAGAAAACGAGGACCACGGCUUUGCAUCCUCAAUUAGAUGGUCAGGCUAAGCGCCAACAUCAGACCAUUACAAAUUAUUUAGCGAAGUAUAUCUCUAAGAAUCAAAGAGGUUGGGACCGUUGGGUACCCAUGUUUUUGCUCGCUUAUAGGUCUUCUAAACACGAGUCUACUGGCGUAACUCCCGCGGAACUAUACUUUGCCCGAGAUCUGAGAUUAUCUGUCGAUUUGCGCCAAGGGAGACCACCGAAUCCGGAGAAGUUCCAAUUAGUUGAAAAUUAUAUUGGGAAUUUAAAAAAAAAGCUUGAAGAAAUUCAUUUUAGUGUUAGGGAACGAAUAAAUGUCAAAUCUUCGCAAGUAAAGACCUGGUACGAUCGGAGUGCCAGGCAAACUCUUUUUGAACCAUGUCAAAAGGUUUGGUUCUUCAACCCUCGUAGGAAGAAAGGAAAAGCCCCGAAGUUACAGGGCAAUUGGGAAGGACCCUUUACCGUGGUAAAAAAGCUUAGCGAUGUUAUUUACUGUCAUACAAAGGUCGCCUACUCGGAAAAAGAAAAUAGUGCAUGCUGAUAGACUAGCUCCUUAUUCAAUCAGGAAAGUGGAGUAGGUCGGAGCCCGGACUAGGAAUGUAGGGAAAUAGGAAUUAAAUUUAGUAAAAACUUGUUUUGUUAUUGUUCUUGUUACUGCGUUUGAUGCUUGUUUUUACAGUUAGUCAAGAAGGACUUUCGAUCCGAAAAAGUGUUUAAAGAGGACUGACGGCGUAGUCCCAUCUUAACUCUUUUCGUCAUUUAAAUAAGAAAACCGCCUCGCCCACGGUUUUUGACCGUGGUUUUCCCGUGGGACGUAGGGCGAAUGUCGAGGCGGGGACUGGGGAGUCUUGCAAGACGCAGGGUCCACGGAAGUUCCCCCCCCCCCCAUGUCCAAAGAUUUAGAAGAGGAGUCAACGCCGGAAACAAAGAGGGGUCCACGCUGAACCAGAAUAUUAGCGGUGUUCUAAGAAGAGUCGUCCUGAAACCGGCAAGAGGGACCAGCCUGGCCAGCUCUCCCUCGGGAAAAGCCAAGACAGGAGACCCAAGGAGGAAGAGGUCAAGAGGACCGAGCUUCCUGGAAAAAGGAACUUAAGAAGACGGAGCCCGGUAACCCGCAGCAGCAGCUAGGGGUAGGGCAGGAGUCCGUCACAGAAUCCCGGGAACAAAUACCACCUGUUCACUGCCCUUCUGGAUUGUCGGGACGACAAUCUUGAAAAGGGAGGGCAGUGUUGCGCCCGUGCUGGACACCCGUUUGUGGGCUGAACUUGGCUCCGCUGAUCGCUCUGCGAAAGCUUCGUGUUGAAGCGCGUCCCUUGACUACGGAUUAUUGAUUUAUUGAUUUCACGACGACUGUCAGAUUUACGGGGAGACUCAGAACGUUUAGACGAGUUCUCCUUCUGUAUUUUCAGAUACGCUUUUCUGUACAAAGAUCUCGAAUAAACCUGAGUCCCUUAUUUUGAUAAA